GUCUCGGCGGCUAGUUGGUCUGGGAGAAAGGGAUCUCGCGAGUGUUGGAGUUUUGGUGAGAGUUUGUGGAAGAUGGCGCCUGUUGUGACAGGGAAGUUUGGGGAGCACCCUCAACCGCAGCGCCUGACAAGAGAAGCGAUGCGGAACUACCUGAAGGAGAGGGGAGACCAAACAGUCCUGAUCCUGCACGCCAAAGUGGCCCAGAAGUCCUACGGAAAUGAAAAGAGGUUCUUCUGCCCUCCUCCGUGUGUGUACCUGAUGGGCAGCGGCUGGAAGAAAAAGAAAGAGCAGAUGGAGAGAGAGGGCUGCUCUGAGCAGGAGUCCCAGCCCUGCGCCUUCAUCGGCAUCGGCAACAGUGACCAGGAGAUGCAGCAGCUCAACCUGGAGGGAAAAAACUAUUGCACGGCGAAGACGUUGUACAUAUCCGACUCGGACAAGAGAAAGCACUUCAUGCUGUCGGUCAAGAUGUUCUACGGCAACAGCGCCGACAUCGGCGUCUUCCUCAGCAGGAGGAUCAAAGUCAUCUCCAAACCUUCCAAAAAGAAGCAGUCGCUCAAGAACGCAGACCGUGGUGACAUUGGCAUUGUAACUCAGAGGUUUACUGAAGUGUGUAUAGCGUCGGGCACUAAGGUGGCCUUGUUUAACAGGCUGCGGUCACAGACGGUCAGUACGCGCUACCUCCACGUGGAGGGGGGGAACUUCCACGCCAGCUCACAGCAGUGGGGCGCCUUCUACAUCCACCUCCUGGAUGAUGAGGAGUCCGAGGGGGAGGAGUUCACAGUGCGGGACGGUUACAUCCACUACGGCCAGACGGUCAAACUCGUCUGCUCGGUCACAGGAAUGGCACUGCCACGACUGAUCAUCCGUAAGGUGGAUAAGCAGACGGCCCUGCUGGACGCAGAUGACCCCGUCUCUCAGCUCCAUAAGUGUGCCUUCUAUCUGAAGGACACGGAGCGCAUGUACUUGUGCCUUUCCCAAGAGAGGAUCAUUCAAUUCCAAGCCACUCCAUGCCCAAAAGAACCAAACAAGGAGAUGAUAAACGAUGGCGCCUCCUGGACAAUCAUCAGCACGGACAAGGCAGAGUACACCUUCUACGAGGGCAUGGGCCCUGUCCACUCACCGGUCACACCUGUGCCUGUGGUAGAGAGCUUACAGCUGAACGGAGGUGGUGAUGUGGCCAUGCUGGAGCUCACAGGGCAGAAUUUCACUCCUAACCUGAGGGUGUGGUUCGGCGAUGUGGAAGCAGAGACAAUGUACAGGUGUGCGGAGAGCAUGCUGUGCGUGGUGCCCGACAUCUCGGCCUUCCGGGAGGGCUGGCGCUGGGUGCGGCAGCCGGUGCAGGUGCCCGUGACGCUGGUGCGCAACGACGGCAUCAUCUACUCCACCACGCUCACCUUCACCUACACGCCGGAGCCGGGGCCGCGGCCCCACUGCAGCGCGGCCGGCGCCAUCCUGCGCUCCGGCGGCAACAGCAGCCUGCUCUCGGGCGCCAGCACGCCCAACAGCACGGGCCCCAACAGCGGCGGAGGGCCCGACACGGGGCCCUACGGGUCCGGAGCCAGCGGAGGGGUACCAGCGUCGGCAUCGUCCGCGGCGGCCGUGGUGUCCUAACACACACACACGCACACGCACACACACGCACGCACACGCUGAGAGUGAAAGAGUGUGGUGGUGGUGGUGGUGGUGGUGGCGGCGG
Molecule: messenger RNA, 1696 nt
Organism: Sardina pilchardus (European sardine)
Lineage: Eukaryota; Metazoa; Chordata; Actinopteri; Clupeiformes; Clupeidae
Gene: rbpjb
Product: recombination signal binding protein for immunoglobulin kappa J region b
Exons: 12
Coding region: 73-1611 (512 amino acids)
Biological process (GO): regulation of transcription by RNA polymerase II; Notch signaling pathway
Cellular component (GO): MAML1-RBP-Jkappa- ICN1 complex; nucleus
Molecular function (GO): RNA polymerase II cis-regulatory region sequence-specific DNA binding; DNA-binding transcription activator activity, RNA polymerase II-specific
Source: RefSeq, a predicted model, not a curated record